UAUCUACACCCGCCAUCUCUUAAAUUUUAUCGAGGAGAUUAUUAGCAAAGAAUAAACUCUAAAUCUAAAAAGAUGCCAGUAAACUCUGGAAGAAAUAUAAGAAAGAAGAUACCUGUGAGGGAAAGAGGACCCGGACCCGAACGUUACGAACUGCCCUCUACGUUGGGUUAUCAGGCUCAUGACUGCACCAGACCGAAGCAGCCUGCCUACACUAUAGGCAAACGACUAGAACGAGCCCAAACCACGAAUCCUGGUCCGUACUACGUGGAUCCUAGGAUGACCAGAACUGGAAUGCACGCUGCCCCCGAGUACACAAUGGUUGCACGGAAGGAUAUUAAUAUUCCCAAAACCCCUGGCCCCGGGCAUUAUACAUGCAACACUGAAAACAUCGAACCUCAAGCCCCUCAGUAUACCAUCAGAACUAGAACUAAACUGCGUCGCAAGGAUCCAAUCCUGGCUCCCGCUACCUACACGUUACCGCCUAUACUAGGCAACAAACAAUUUCAUAAGUCCACGGCUCCAGUGUGCGUCAUAGUGGAUCGCCCAAAGGUCGGCGGUUACUUGGUGGAUAUGGGCGAAUCUCCUGGACCCGGGAAGUACGCCGCCACCAAUCCCAAUGUGAACACCUCCAUGGCUCCUGUGUACACAAUGAGAUCUAAAUGCCACCCUCCUGGUGAUAGUGACAAACCCGGCCCUGGAGCAUACAGCCCAGAGAAAGUGCGCUAUCGCCCCCAGGCUCCCAAAUUCUCAUUUGGAAGUCGUUACUCAGAGUCCACUUGCGUUUUUAUUGCAUGAUUAAGGGGGAAUUAUUUCAACUAUAUGUGCGGCCGUACUGUUUGUCCCUAAGUAGACAAUUUCUUUUUCAAAUGAAAUAGAUUGGAUAGCAGUUUGAUUUUUGUAAAUAUAAUAAUUGUUGUUUUUAAGUAAAUUAAUGAUUGAAAAUAACAAUGUUGCUUUGUGUAGUGAUCUCUUCUAGGUUGUUAUCACGGAAUGGAAAUUUUAAGAUUUAUAAUUGUUCUCUGCCUAUCACUCUAAGAACUGCCAUUUUAGUAUAUAUU
Molecule: messenger RNA, 1058 nt
Organism: Ostrea edulis (European flat oyster)
Lineage: Eukaryota; Metazoa; Mollusca; Bivalvia; Ostreida; Ostreidae
Product: outer dense fiber protein 3-like
Exons: 5
Coding region: 73-795 (240 amino acids)
Source: RefSeq, a predicted model, not a curated record